Molecule: messenger RNA, 5034 nt
Organism: Rhea pennata
Lineage: Eukaryota; Metazoa; Chordata; Aves; Rheiformes; Rheidae
Gene: SLC30A7
Product: solute carrier family 30 member 7
Exons: 11
Coding region: 42-1184 (380 amino acids)
Biological process (GO): zinc ion import into Golgi lumen; intracellular zinc ion homeostasis
Cellular component (GO): membrane; Golgi apparatus; cytoplasmic vesicle
Molecular function (GO): zinc ion transmembrane transporter activity
Source: RefSeq, a predicted model, not a curated record
GCCGCCGCCCGCGCCGCCGCCCGCGCCGCGGCCCCGGCAAGAUGCUGCCCCUCUCCAUCAAGGACGACGAGUACAAGCCGCCCAAGCUCAACCUGCUCCGCAAGGUCUCGGGCUGGUUCAGGUCCAUCCUGGCGGACAAGACCUCCCGCAACCUCUUCUUCUUCCUCUGCCUCAACCUCUCCUUCGCCUUCGUGGAGCUGCUCUACGGCAUCUGGAGCAACAGUUUAGGUCUAAUAUCAGAUUCUUUUCAUAUGUUUUUUGACUGCACUGCUCUUUUGGCUGGAUUAGCAGCUUCGGUUAUUUCAAAAUGGAGGUCAAAUGAUGCUUUCUCAUAUGGGUAUGUUCGAGCAGAAGUACUUGCAGGUUUUGUAAAUGGUUUAUUCCUCAUCUUCACAGCCUUCUUUAUUUUUUCUGAAGGUGUUGAGAGAGCAUUGGAGCCUCCUGAUGUGCAUCAUGAGAGACUUCUUCCUGUUUCUAUAUUGGGAUUCAUCGUAAAUCUUAUAGGAAUAUUUGUUUUUCAACAUGGAGGUCAUGGACAUUCACAUGGUUCUGGGCAUGAACACAGUCAUUCUCUAUUUAAUGGUGGUCUCAGCCAUGGACAUAGUCAUGGAGGUCGUGGUCACAGCCAUGAACACAAACAUGGCCAUGGACACACUCAUGAUCAUGGCCAUAGUCAUGGACACUCUCAUAGUCAAGAUUAUUGUCAUGAUGACCAUUCUCUUGAAGGGACAGCUGGAUCCAGCAAACAGAUUUUACAAGGUGUAUUUCUACACAUUGUUGCGGACACACUUGGAAGUAUUGGUGUAAUCAUAUCUGCUAUACUGAUGCAGAACUACGGUCUAAUGAUAGCAGAUCCUAUUUGUUCAAUGCUGAUUGCACUACUUAUAGGUGUAAGUGUUGUUCCACUUUUAAAAGAAUCCAUUGGAAUUUUGAUGCAGCGAACGCCUCCUUCCCUGGAAAAUGCUUUGCCUCAGUGCUAUCAGAGGGUGCAGCAGUUGCAAGGAGUUUACAGUUUACAUGAUCCACAUUUCUGGACCCUCUGUACAGAUGUUUACAUAGGGACUUUGAAAUUACUAGUAGCUCCUGAUGCUGACGCAAGGUGGAUUCUAAGCCAGACUCACAAUAUUUUUACUCAGGCAGGAGUAAGACAGCUUUACGUACAGAUAGAUGUUGCAGCCAUGUAGUCAAUUUCUAAAAUAGAGCUGUUGGACCAAAGCUUUCUGUACUGUACGUACUUCUCAAGACAAUUGCCUCCACCACUGUUCCGGAAUUGACUGAAUAGACUUCUGCCUUUGGGCUACUGAUGGAGUUCACUUCUAAGGAGUAAAUAUUGAAUGAAUGUCAUAGACUUUGGGUGUUGUCAUUUUGUGGCCCCUAAACUUGUCAGUUUUUUGUGGGGUCUUUUUUUUACUUACUAGGUUUGUUCCAAUAGGAAACUAACAUUGUGGUACUGGAAACCCUGUCAUGUCUUCAAUGAAGCUGCUGAAACCACUGCUCAUUCCCAUAAAACCAGUGUUAUCAAAAAUUGGAAACUUGUUUUGUACAUAAUGUCACAAUGGCUGACAUGCUUCAAUGUAAUUCUGUUUGUACAAUUGUUUGUACUUUGCAAACUUAAUGAACCAAACCAUAUUGGGUUUUCAAAGUGCCUUUUAUAUCAGAAGUAUUUGCCAGCAUAGGUAUGGAACAUCAGAGGGUUUCAUUACUUUUACAAAUAUAUCUUGUAUGCAGUCUAAUAUUUACUAGUGAUGUACGUGGGUUUUUUGUGUACUUACAUAACUGUAGAUGUUAGACUUUCAUUACUCUUGUGUCUUACCAAACAGAAAAAAUAUGGUUCUAAAUGCUAAAUGUAAAAGGCAAAGCUAUUGUGAAGAGGCUUGUUUCCAAAACAAACUGGAUACUUUGUGGUACAUCUCAUGUGGAAAUUAUUUUAGUCAAAGUGUUAGACUUAAAUUCAAUUCCUAAGUUUCUUUAUCCUGUUACAGUAAUGAAACAUUACAUGAUGCUACCCAUGUUCAUAGUCACCAAAAGACCAAGCAGUUGAGGUAAGAUGCUGGUGACAAAAGCAAUGCCUAAAGCUUUUUAAUCUUCCAAAUUGAGCAGGGAAAAGAAAAGAAUUUAAUCACUAAGUUGUGUGAAAACUUAGUCUCCUUGAUUUUAAUAGACUGUAGAAAUUUUUAUUAUAGAUUGGUGAGGUAACUGUUGCUCUUCCAAAUAUUAAAAAUAAGUGUUCCUAGUGGAGAAUUCUGAAAUGGAAAUAAGGGUCACUUUUCACAUUAUUUAAAAUUAUGCUUUUCUAAGUUGACAAGUCUGAUAUUUUUGAUUUUAGCUGUCCCACUGUAACCUUGUCUGUUUUCUCAAUGCAGUAUUUUUUUUUUCCAGAAACAUUAGUCAAUCAUACUUUUCUAGCAUUUACUUUCAUUUUAUAUUUUAGUGGUAUUUUCAAAUACAAUCUGCUAGACUUGGUAUUACAGCUGAUGACUCUGAAAUUGUAGUAGUUAACUUGGUAAUGGAAGAUUUUAGAAAUGGACAUUUUACAAACAACAUUGUAGAGUAAAACAAGAUGAAAGCAUUCUUAUGAAAAAUCAUAGUUGCAACUGAUUGGUGUGGAUUUUAGGUGUAUUCUUCUGGCAGUCGAUAUGGGGAAGUACUGAAAUCAAGGCCCUCUGAAGCUGACAAUGUCUGUGUAGUAAGUGCUAGGCACUAUGAAAAUAUCUAAGAUUCAUUUGCAGAAACUGUUUGCUACUAUGAUAUUGCUGAAAUCAUGAUAGAGAAGAACUGUUUCUUUCAUUCCUUUCUGUUGCUUCUGUAUGGUAUCCAAAUUCUGAUCUCUUUCCACAUGAAAAUACUGAUAACUGCUAAAUUGAUGCAUCAGUUGAGAUGCAGAAACAUGAUUGUUAGACUGAACAAAGCUUAGGUCUGUUCACUUUAGCUUGUAACUGGAACUGAAAAUUGAGUAUAAACAAAUAAUAGUAGUAAAAAGCCAUGUACCAUUUUGAAGCUUUACAGUCCCGUUCUUCCAUGCACAUCCCAGUCUUCAAACCCUUCUUUGUCUCUCUUACUGGUUUCUGACCCUAUUCAGUUUUCCUGGGAAUGCAGCUACACUGUUCUGUAUCCCUCUCCUGUGGCCUUCAGCAUGGCAGCCCCAUCCAGCUCACUCCAGCACUCGCAUUGCUCACGCUGUGCCAGGCCUGCAGUUCUGCAGUGGAGGACGGCAUCUGAAGGCUGCACAGGCGGGGAGGGAGGGUGCAGGAAUUCACUGAACAAAUCUGGAUAUCAAUUUAAGAUAUCAUUCGCAUAUCUGAACACAGAAAACCUAGUUAAAAGACAGAGUUGUGAUAAUAAGUGCCAAGACCUCUCACACUGGUUUUGUAGCACGUUACAUAUUUCUUGUUUGUUGGUGGCAUGAUUUUUUUACAGGUAAUAUUACUAUGAUCUGAAGCUAUAAACAAAUCAUUUUAAAAGCAAGCACUAGCCAACUUCAUAGCAACUGUAUCAUGAUUCAAGAGCACACUUUGGUUUAAAUCAUUGUUUAGCAGCGUGGUGUGUAUUUCAGGUCUAGGCUUUCUAAAGUACUGUAGUGCCACCUAAGUUGUUAGGCCUGGCCACUGUUUUACUUUUCCUAAUGAAAAGAUAAUUGCUAUGACUUACUCUUAAGUCUCCAAGUGAGAGUCUACCUGGGUUGUAGUUGGAUUUUGUUAAGCUGUAAAUCUACAGACUUUUUAAAUACAACAAAUGGAGUGAAGAAGCUUUUAAGCUCGUUACAAUCACAAAAACUAGUUUUAAUCAUAUUCUGAAGUCUUCGUAUUGCCUAUGAGGAUUUCUUAUUUGACUUGCGUUGGAAACACACGCAUGCAGGUCUGGAUUUUCUAACCAAUAUAACGUAGAAACAUUGUCAUCCUUAAAAGUAAUGAAGCAAGUAUGAAGAUAUAUAUCAUUUGUUAAAUAUAAUUUUGAGGGUCAUAUAGGGAAGCCAGUUUCAAAGCAGACUUAGCCUUUUUAGCCAAGAGAUUCUACAAAAGACAGUAGAUAUAUCCAAUAAUUAAAAAUAAUCAUAUUUAGAAUGUCAAUAAGCAGAGUGACAGCUGAUUUCUUCACCUACUUGCUUUGGCUUUGGAAGACUACAAAUCAUGCAACUGAAAGUGAAAGCUUUCAUAUCUUGAACAUUAUUUUGUGUUUUGCUUGUUACAUAAUACUUUGCUUAUUAUAAAACUUUAACAUGUUAAUGGAGAAGCUUGCCUUUUUUUUUUUUUUUUUUUUUUUUUACAAAAAUACAGAUUUGUAUGAAAAACUAACAUGCAGUGAUGGAUGAGUAUCUGCAGAUAAUCUGCUAAAAUUGACUUUACUGGUCCCAGUACUAGAUUUUGAACUAAGUUUUCCAAACACACUUUUCUUACGUUUUUAUGUAGCUGAAGAUUACCUACCAUAGGGUUAUUGGUCUGCAUAAAGGAUUUUCUUCUGUGACUGAAGACAGCAACUUAGAUCCAUACUGUCCCAAAGGCUAAGUCUACAAGCAGCAUACUUUUUACAGCUGCUGCAUUUUACUGCUGCAAAAAUGUUAUUUCCAUUUUCUAAGCAGCAGUCUGUGAAAGUCUGAAUUGCAUUUCUGGAGAGUUUUUAAAAAAAAAAAGUUUUGGCGUUUUGUAUUUAAAAUGCCCCAAAUCUUUGGCACGCUAAACAAUGGUGGAAAAAAACUGUUCUUAAGAGUAUACAUAGUGAAAAACCAAUUCUUUGUAAGCUAAUUCUGACAACUUACACUUAUGGAUAGGACUUGUUCUUUAUACAAAUAGGGCCCAGAUAAAGAGCCAGACUACUUAUGUGAUUUGCUAAACAAACGCAAAAAGUGGUGGUCCAAAUAAAUGACCGUAGUGACCAAAUGAUUUAAACUUUGGUUUCAGUAGAAAAAUUCCACAAUCUCAUCACUUGGAAGAGCCAAUGACAAUGUCCAUUGUGGUAUUCUAAAAUUUCUAGCUGUUUUACAAGUGGUUCUUGUUUGAACUAUUUCUACUAAUAAAAUGGACCUUAGUUGAGUUUUAA